This is a messenger RNA of Symsagittifera roscoffensis, 12154 nucleotides long. RefSeq names its product cadherin-23-like. The transcript is spliced from 51 exons. Gene Ontology annotation, cellular component: plasma membrane. The record is from RefSeq and is a predicted model, not a curated record. Lineage: Eukaryota; Metazoa; Xenacoelomorpha; Acoela; Convolutidae. Gene Ontology annotation, biological process: homophilic cell-cell adhesion. The coding region runs from base 183 to 11801 and encodes 3872 amino acids. Gene Ontology annotation, molecular function: calcium ion binding.
UACAGUUUUAGUCAGUUAAACAGCAAGCAAAUAUCAUCGAAUAGUCGCAAGCAACUAUCAAACAAAAGAAAGUGAUAAAAAAUUGUCUUUCAAAUUUACGCAAAGGUAUCUACGGGUCUAUACAUUGUUAAUUUACUAAGUUUUUCGCAUCAAAUUCUGGGAGUUUAGCACUUCUUUCUUUGAUGUUGCCCAUGGAGGGUUGUUACCUCAUUGGGCUAAUCUUCUUAAUCGGAUGGGCGGCGCCACCAGUGUCCUCUGGAAGUCUGUCUCUGACGGACCACCCGACAGUCAUCACCAUUCGGGAGAGUGAGGCGCUGGACACUGACCCGGUGUGGAAGUUCGUGGUCAGAGAUGAGGACGAUGACCCCUUCACCACCUGUGCACUGAGUGGAACAGAUGCUGCCCAGUUCACAGCUACUGUGGAUCCCAUUUUGGGGUGUCUUGUGACAUUCAACGGAGACAAGGACUUCGAUGCGGGAGACGAGAAGUUCAAGUUCAACCUGGCUGUCAACACUGGCAACGCCCUUGAUAAUGGACCAAUCAAUAUCAACGAUGUGCUGGUGGCGAUAAUAGACGAAGACGACGAGCCCCCCUGUUUCACGACAGUCUCCCCUCUCGCAAUUAUCAUCUCUGAAAACACGAAGGCAGGCACUGUGAUUGUGAACCCAACUGACGUCGCCUUCUCUGAUCCAGACACCUCUGACCAGUACUUGGAGUUCAAUCUCGCAUCCGAUGGUUAUAACGAAUUCUACCUGCCGACCAAGUUCCUGCCGACAAUAGUGAGCCGAAGACAGUUCGACUACGAACUAGUUGCAGAUCAGAGUCUCACCAUAGACCUGGAGUUGAAGGACGCCAAGGGCAACUCGGCAGCCGGCUGCACCAACCCACUGGCCAUUACUGUCACAGUCACUAAUGAGAACGACAAUGCACCUCUCUGUGACCCGACUGCAUUCUACGCCUCACUUGCAGAUGGGCGCGCUGCAGGUACUUUUGGAGCCCCAAUCGCUUGUACAGACCGAGACGACCCCCUUUUUGCACCGGUGUGCUCUCUUGAGAAUGCACACGCCACCUUCGGAGUGGACAGUUCCCACACUGGAGCAAACACAUACGCGGGGGCCUGUCAGCUGAAGACAGUGAGUGUUCUGAACAUCAACAAUGCAGACCCCUACGGAUACUUCAACUUCGACAUACUAGUCAAAGAUGGCAACAUCAACGGAGUCCAGUUCACAACCACUGUUGCUGUAUCUAUCAAGGUGACCCCAACCAGCAAUGGGGCCAUAUCUCUGACGGACGGCACGUACGGCAACAUACGCGAGGAUGUUGAGGUGGGAUACCGCAUCGACACACAGGCAGUGCUGGGAUACUCGGACGCCUCAAACAAUGAAUACCCACACACGUGGACCAUGUCAGGCACCGGAUCAAACUACUGGGGAAUUGACCCCCUGGAAGGCUACCUGUACAACAUCUACCCUCUAGAUUUCGAGGACCAGACCUCUUUCGCAUUGGAGGUGAUAGUGCAAAGAGCUGACGGGAGUGCGACUCCCCCGGCUGCCACUGCAACCAUCACUAUCAAUGUGCUCAAUGCCAAUGACGAAGUGCCCACUUUCACACUGGCCAAAUACAAAUUCAAAGAUCUCACCACAGCUACUGACACUACGCCAACCUUACCGAAGAGCAAAGUGCUGGUUGAGGGUGCCUUGGCGGGAGACCUGGAUACGUUCAGCGUGAAUGACGCAGACGGGACCGAGAACCUAGUGGUGUCCAUUGAGUCCGUCUACCCUGAUGAAGAUGUUGACAUAUUCGCCGUCUCCUGUACUCUCGUGACGCCCUGUGGCCCUGUGGGAACAUACAAGAUUGAGCUGCUGCGAGAUGUGGAGUUGGACACUAGUGUGGCGACGAGACUGCUGUCGGACCACUACACAGUGACGAUAGCAGUGACAGAUGGGAAGUAUGUGGUGAGGAGCUACUACUACGUCUCCAUCACCCCCCUCAACGACAACACCCCCUCCAUCACUGCAGCCCCAAGCGCAGUCAGGAUCAGCGAGGCCACUCAGGUGGGUAGUUUCCUCACCCAGAUGACAGCAACUGAUGACGACGGAGUGGUACUGCAGUUUGACUUCAGCAGAGACAGUGUACAGUACACUCUCACAGAAGCAGCUUCUCUCACUCUACCCAGUGUCGAUGAGAGCUACUUUGUGGUUGACCCAAUGACUGGAUCCGUCUUCCUGGCCAAGCAGAUUGACAUAGAUGGAGUGGCCAGUCCCCCUCAAACAGUCACGCUCAAGAUUGAUGCAGCUGACAACUAUGGGGCUGGUAAUGCGGCAAUACAAGCGGUAGUCACAGUGGUCAUAGACGAAGUGAAUGACAACCCACCCGUCUGUGCAGGCAUACCAGAAUACACUUUCCUGGACUUAGUCGAGACCACAACUGUGACGACUUCUCUUGUGGACUUCUCCGUGUGUGACGAUGUGGACUUCGGGGGUGGGCAGGCGUGGGCUGCGGAGAUUGUGUCCGGGGCUGUUGGCACUGGGAGUGGAGACCAGUACUUCGCAAUGGUGGCCAAUGAUCUACAGCUGGCACAUCUGUUGGACUAUGAGGGGGCAGAGCGGAACUUCGAGCUGGUGGUCAGAGUGUACGAGACAGACGAGGGACCUCUGGCCUCCCACGACCUCUACUUCACAGUCAUAGUCACAGUUGUCCCUGCUCAGGAUGGAAAACCAGUGUGGACCACCACCACCUACACCGCAACUGUGGCUAGUGAUAUUGCAUUCGGAUCCCUCGUCACUCCGAACCCGAGCAGCUUCGACUACACUGAUCCGGACGGGUAUCUGGCCACUGAUCCGGAUAACCCACACGCGUAUGGAUCCAUGGCUGUUACUCAGUGUCAAUGUGACGCGGUUGCCGUGACUCCUUGUCCCUUCAUUCUGGAUAUCGAAGCCGAGGAUGUCUACGUCAUUGGAUCCCUGAUGACCUACGCCUCUUGUGAUUUGAUUCUGCAGUUGAGUGACAAUGCCGGAGUGGUGAGUGACCCAGACGCCACUUUCACCAUCACUGUCGACUCAGAGGGGCUACCAGCUUGUGAUCCGGAGUCACUGCAGAAGACUAUUGCUGAGACACAAGCCGCAGCGACAGUUUUGAUAACUGACCUGAACUGCGUUGACCCCGAUGGUGACACUUUGACCUACACACUGACCCAAGGUGACCCGAACUUCGAGGUAGUAUCGGGAUCGGGCACCGGUCAACUCAAAUCAUCUGCCAAUGCCGCUUUUGACUCAUCAGUGAAGAGCUCUUACAACCUCGUUGUAACAGCCGAGGACGAUGAUGGAAACACAGCUGAAGUCUGGAUCUUGGUCAUUGUCACGAGUGUUAACGACGCAACUAUAAACUGCACGGCGUUUCCGACUACUAAUUUGUUCAUCUCGGAGGCUACAAGUGUGAAUACGAUUCUGGGACAGAUGUCCUGUCAUGACCCGGACGGGGAUGAAACUGCGAACGGACAACUGACUUAUACAGUGACUGGGAGUAAUGGCAAAAUAGCAAUUGACCCCAAAACAGGUGUAUUUUUCCUGGCUGAGGCGGUCGAUUUUGAAAAUGCGGCUCUGACUAAUCCCGUGACGGUGGAUUUUGAAGUAUCUGAUGGCCCGGGAACUUCUAUCAUAGUACAGCGCGACAUUGAAUACACCAACGUUAAUGACAUCAAACCGACAUGCACAUUUGCUUACGACGCCACCAACGCGCCUCUAGGAAUCAUCGAUGACGGAACCACCUCAGGAACCACCAUUGGAGCCCUAACAUGCCAAGAUGGAGACGCAACUGCCGCUCUGAACCAAGUGAUCACACUUUCAUUCAUCGGAAACACCGAUUCCACUUUGUUCACACUCACACCCGCAACUUGUACUCUGAUAAGCGCUGCGACUUGUUCGAUUGACGUGGAUCUAGCGAAAGACAUUGACGUUGACGCUGAAGACGCCCAGUUCUCAAUUCUAGAACUGCAAGUUUCAGACUCGAAAUUGACAAAUGUUUACAGUUUCCCGUAUGUGACUAAUGCUGUGAAUGAAUUCGCACCUGUGUUUGUGAAUCUGCCAGGAGCUGUGUCUAUUCCGGAGAACACGCCUAUUGUGGGCGGGGCUGCGAUAUUCACCGUUGUCGCAACUGAUGCCGAUUCAGACGUCACGGGCGAUGGGCAGAUCUACUUUGAACUGGACAGUGUGAACAACUACUUCGCAAUAGACAGGCUGAGUGGGGAGGUGUUCCAGAUAGCCCCCCUGGACUACGAGGAGCCCCUCACUUCAGUGGAUGUGGUAGUGGUAGUUAAGGACGAGACUGGAGACAGGCCAGCCUAUGCCACUGCCACUCUGGCUGUUACCAUUGUCAAUGUCAACGAUGAAGCUCCAACCUGGGUGCCAGCAUCUGUAUGGGACUACUCGAUGGCAGAAAACACGGCCACCAGCACUACUCUCGCUACUCUCUCGGCUACACCUAGCGACGACCUGUCGGCCGACCUGAGAUACACAAUCACUGAACAGUCUCCUCCAGACCCCACCUACUUCGAGAUACUGGACAAGACCACAGGUGUCAUCACCACUACCACUAAUGCACUGGAUUAUGAGGUAGCGAGUGACGUCAUUCUGUACGUGAAAGUGUGUGACUCACAGGGGGCUCCCAACUGCCUCUCGGCCACUGCACUCGUCUAUGUCUCUGUCACUGAUGUGAACGAAUAUGCGCCCCAGUUCCUACAGCCCAGUUACAACUUCGAGGUGCGUGAGGACGAACACGUGGGCUUCCAGGUGGGCAAGGCUGAGAUCCAGACAGAGCUGAACGAGGAGGGCGUGAACAAUCCAGAUGACGCCAAGUGUUCCAUCACCACUGCCACCACUUACUUCUCCAUAGACCCCAACACAUGCAUCAUCACGCUCAUCGACACUAUUGACAGGGAGACUGUAGCGUCUGAGACUCUGACAGUGAGGGCGGAGGAUGCGAGUGAUUCCACCAAAUUCUCCACUGUGACUGUCACCAUCUCAGUCAGCGAUGUGAAUGACGUCACGCCUUCGUGCACAGGGGGUCCCACCUACACACCCUACUACAUCAACGAAGAACAGAAUGGUGUACUGGUAGAGGACGUCUCUCUGACCACUGACAUAUGCAUCAUCUGCACUGACACAGACGCCACUGCUCCCUAUGACAUGAACAGUGUCAAGUACGAGAUCAUUUCCAUAAAUGGAGACCCGGGAGACGACAGCUUCGCACUGGACUACACACAGGGUGCAUGUCAGUUCGGAAUCAAGUCCAAUCGACUGCUGAGUUACGAGGAUGGAGUGCACGAGUUCCUAGUUCAGGUGAAGAUCACGGACAAUUCUGGUCUGUUUCCCGAUGCCCUCUCUUCGACAGUGUACAUCCCAGUGAGACUGAAUGACGUCAACGAGGAUGACCCCUCCUUCAUCACUCCCCCCACUCCAGCCUCAUUCACCAUCACUAUUGAUGAGUCCAUGCCCAGAGGGGCUGUAUUCUACACUGUGAAGGGAGUUCAGACGAUGGACACAAUGAGUGCGACUACAUACGAGAUCAACACCAGUCCAGUCAUCAAGGCAUACAAUGCAGCCAACACUCCCACCAACGAUCCAGACUCAUUCAUCAUCUCAGAGCUCACUGGGGAACUCAUGGUCAAUACUGACCUAGACUACACUGUAUACGAAAAGUACAUAAUGGAGAUCAGACUGCACGACGGACAAGGCGUGUUUGGAACUAUUCCCACUGCCACCAUCACAGUACUCAUUACAGACAUCAACAACCACGCCCCCCGAUUCACAAACAACGCCUACUACACAUUCGCUGCACCCGAGAACUCAGCCGCAGGAACUGCAGUUGGUACGAUCGAGGCCUCUGACUCAGACGCCUCUCCAAAUUCGGACCUGUCCUUCUACAUUCAGUCCAACAAUACCGGCAACAUGUUCGCCCUGGCCACAGUUGUCAACCCAAAUCAGCGAAGAGUAGUCUUCAACCUCGACUCCUCUGACUGUGAGAUGAAGUGCAAAUAUGACCUGGUGGUGAUAGCGGUAGACGGGGCACCCGUGGGAUUCCAACUGACCGGCACCACAACUGUUCACAUUGAGAUUACGGGGGUGAACGAGUUCCCCCCUAAGUGGGAUGCCACAAGCACUACCAACCUCGCCAUCAACGAAGGAACUGGGAUUGGGAAUGUGGUUGGGACUGUGUUGGCCACUGACAAUGACACUUGUGCUGGCCAUGGGGACAUUGUGUACACUAUCACCAGCCAGGUGUCCAUGCCAGGUGGAAGUAAUUCACUCUUCGGUUUGGACAGGUACUCUGGGGAGGUGAAAGUGCUCAAACAACUGGACAGGGAAACAGUGUCGAGUAGUGAGCUGAUAGUGUCUGCAUGCGACGAAGGGGGUUCGGGGUCAGCCUCUGAGAACUGCAUUACCUCCACUUUGGCCAUAUCCAUCCUAGACAUAGAGGACAAUGACCCCCUCUGUACUUCCUCCGGUCUGGGAUUCACUGUGACGGAGAAUGCACCCCAAAUGACCACCCUCGCCACUCUCAAGGACAUCUGCACUGAUGGAGACGCCUCUCUGGCUUUCAACACCCUCACCUACUCCAUCUCGCCUGCUAUUGCCCCCUUCGCCAUGGACGCCACCACUGGGCAACUAUAUGUGGCCACAGCCGGAGUGCUGGACUUCGAGACCACCACCUCCUACUCCACAGUGGCUACCAUAUCCGAUGGAACAUCCACAGAUUUCACAAUUUCCAUCGACAUACAAGUAACAGGUGUAAAUGAGUUCGCGCCCAAUGCACAAGGGGGAGGGGCUCUGACUCCCACCAGCCCCAUCAGUGUGGGGGAGGAGACUGCCACUGGCACUUCUGUGGUGCAACUCAACUUCGAGGACGCAGACGACGGAAGCGACGGCGAGCUGCUUUGUACUCUCUACAACGGAACCGAGUUUUUCAGAAUUGACCCCUACACUUGCGAGGUGUUCUUGAUCCAAAAACUAGACUACGAAACCGGGCCCACUUGUUACAUUGUUCUCGCCAUUAUAUAUGACAGAGCCUCUGAUUCUGACAAUGUGAAAUCUACCGACCAGUACUUCACAGUGUGCAAAACGGAUUACAAUGACAAUGUCCCAAUAUGCGACCCAAAAUUGUAUAUCGUUUACAUUGACGACGAUAUCCAAGCUAACGAGGUCAUAGGAACUGUGUCGUGUUCGGACGCCGACAGCGCGACAGAUGACAACAAUGUCUUACAUUAUGCAGUGACUGCCGAGUCUCCCGCACCAGCUUGGGGAAAUUUUCUGGCUCGUGUUGCCGGAACUAGCAAUCCGGGACCGGACAUCGAGGUCAGCGCUAUAGUUGACCUUGAAACUCACCCUGUGGAUUUCUUCGAACUCACGAUUGAAGUUAAAGACCAAAAUAAUGCCGGGUCAAACAUUCUACCAGCCAACUCAGAUCUAACCAUGUUUGUGUACGUGAGAGACAUUAACAACAACGAUCCAAGUAUUACCAAUCCCGCCACUUCUAGUUCUGUAAACUUCCAAGAAACAGACUGUUGUUCUGGAACUACCUUGGUCCAGACAAUUACAAUUGUCGAUACUGAUUUCACCCACGUGACCUCAAAUGUUCCGUUCACGGGUGACAUAGUUUCCGGAAACUCAGGUGAUACAUUCCGAUUGGUGCACAAUGCAAACUGGAACGAACUUGUGCUUCACAUCGCGAAGACUGUCGAUCGAGAAACGAAGAGCAGCUACAGUUUGGUCAUCGAAGUUUUUGACGAGCCCGACUAUCAAGGUACUCAAAAAACGGCUACUCUUAGCUUAACAGUCGACAUAACCGACGCAAACGAUAACAACUUGUUAUGUAAUCCUUCUGAAGUGACUUAUACUGUUUCGGAAUCGGACACUGGAGCGACUGGAUUUUAUUUGCCAUGUACUGAUCUUGACUCGACUGGAACUAUGACCGCUACUUUGGCGUCGGGAAUGCCCGCCGACUACGCGACUUACUUCUCGUUUAUCGCCGGACCCUCGACGAAUACACUUCAGCUAAAUGUAUUGACGAACGUGGAUUACAACGUGAACGGAAAUCACUCAUAUCAACUCGUUGUCGACGUGUCAGAUGGAACCCAUCGAUCACAGCAGGUGAUUGUUCACGUGCAAAUUACCGAUGUCGAUAGCGGAAACGGAGCGUUGACUUGUAGCGAUGUGAACAUUGGCGAAGAAGCCCCGAUGGGAACACAAGUGCUCGACGGGUCGACAUACUUCGACGCGACUGCUGACCCCGAGUACCCGUACGAUACUUACACAUUCUCCUUCUCGGGUGGCAACUCGGGUGGGUACUUCGUGAUUGAGCCCCUCUCCGGUUUGAUCCGAGUGGCGCGAAGGUUGGACCGAGAGAUGACGAGUAGUGUGAGUGUGACAAUGGAUGUGAAUGACGGGUCCACAGAUGUGACCUGCACUUUCAACAUCCUCAUUGAUGAGUAUAAUGACAACGCUCCCUGCUUCAAUCCCCACAGCUAUGCUGUGUCUCUGAAUGAAUACGUUCCUAUCGGAACUGUGGUGACCACCCUUAUUGUGGACGAUGGCGAUGAUUCAUCCCUGCCGGCUGGCCAGGUGCUGCUGGCAGACCUGACUCUGAAGACCAUUAGCGGAAAUGCCUCUUGGUUUGCCCUCACCAACUGUGCAGCUCCAGUGGUGAACCAGUUCUGUCUGGAGACGACCCAAACCAUAGACUAUGACCAGUUCAGGUUCCAUAGACUCAAAGUGGAGAGUGCCGAUAACAACAUGGGUGCAUCCACUGGGCCCAUUCUGACUGGGUUUGCGCUGGUGCUGAUAGACAUAGUGGAGAUGAAUGACAAUGACCCCAGCAUAAUUGAGACGACGAAUGGCUCCGUGAACUACUUCUCCUUCCCCGAGAACACCACAGUGGGCACCCAACUGGCCACCAUCACCCUCACUGCCACAGAUGCAGACAGCCCACAGUCAUGGUUUGGCCGUGUGAGGUACAUGCUGGACUUCUCAUUUGACUCGGACCCAGUGGCAGCCAACAAGACCUUCAUGAUUGACCAGUACACAGGAGACAUCUAUCUGGCAGCCCCUCUGGACUACGAGACUAAGACUUCAUACUCACUCUAUAUGAAUGUCACCGACAGCUUCGAAGGAGAUAACGACUCGAUGAGUAUCAACAUUGACUUCACAUUCACUCAGUUGAACUAUCUCACCCUGUUCAGCGUGGGUUCGGCCAGUGGAGUGGUGACGGUGAUUUCCACUCUCGAUAGGGAGUCGGGAAGCGCACUCGACUCCAAGCCUCUGUAUGAUCUUGAGAUCAGAGUGGCAGACCAUGGCACUAACCCAGGGCCCCUGACUGCCACUGCAAUCAUGUGGAUAGAUGUGAUGGACAUCAAUGACAACGACCCAGUGUUCACCCAGUCCACCUACACCACCACCAUCAGCGAGUGUCUGGACCCAUACGAGAACAUCGUCAAUGUGUCCGCCACAGAUGAUGACUUCGGCGUGAACUCUGAGCUGAGCUACACGUUUGGCCCGGUCGUCUCUUUCUUCCACCUGGACCCUGGAACAGGCAUGAUCACCUCCCUCCAGACCCUGGACAGGGAGUCAUACCCCUUGGGCUUCUCCUACAAAGUGGUCGCCACUGAUCACGGAGUGGUGCCUAGAUCUGCAACUGCCACUGUCCAGAUCCUGAUCGUGGACUGCAAUGACGAGACCCCCAUCUUCGACAAGUCCCUCUACACCUGGUACAUCUCUGAGGACGCCACCAUCCACACCCUCCUCACUACCCCGACCACCCGCCUCACGGCCACAGACAGGGACGAGGCAGGGGACCCCAACUCACAGAUCAAGUACAAUGUCACGGGCUCAGCUGACGGGGUGUUCGAGAUGUUCACCGAGGACAAUGGCCAUAUAAGGACGAGUGUGUUGCUGGACAGGGAGGCACAGGCCGCUUACUCGUUCGACUGCAUUGCAUACGAUCAAGGCGUUCCCCAGUUGACUGGAACUGCGAGUUGUGUGGUGUACCUGGUGGAUGUGAACGAUGAGAACCCCACUUAUGCUCAGUCUUCCUACAACAUCACAAUCAACGAGAACCUCCCCAUCGGUGACGUCAUUACUACUAUAUUGGACGCCACAGACAACGACGAGAUGGGAAAUCCGAACAGCGAAAUCACAUAUGCGAUCACCGACUCGAAUGGGGACACAGACUAUGCGACAGCCACUCUCUACUUCAACUACGCCUCCACCACUGGCAUACUCACUGUGAGGAGGGAGAUAGACUACGAGGAGACCACCCAAGUCAUAUUCGAAGUUACAGCCACUGACAAGGGAGUUCCGCCGCUAUCUGGUACUUCAACGGUGACAAUGAACAUUCUGGACUUGAAUGACAACGCGCCCGAAUUCCAGCCGAGUAACUUCUACCACGCAGUCAUCACCCCAGAGUACUCGGACUUCAUCCUGUGUGCUGAGGAGGUGACCGCCACUGACAUUGACUCGGGGCAGAAUGGGGUGAUCGUGUACUCCUUCAAAAACCUGGAGUACAAGUUCGAGAUCGGACCAGACUCAGGCUGUGUGGCCCUUCGCCCUGACCAGACUAUUCGGCCAGAUGACAAGUACACUUUGAGAGUAAUAGCCAAGGACAACGGCAACCCUAGACUGUCCUCGGAGGGGGUGGUGAGAGUUGAUGUGCUCAACAUACAACUGCAGGUCAUUCAAAUGAAAGUCGGAAUCAGCUACGCACAGUUCGACGAAGACGCACAGAGUGAGUUCUCGGCCAAUGUGCAGCGGGAGUGUCAGCGUAGCUACCCUCUGUGCAAAGUGGGUCUCAUCUACACCCGGAGAAACACAUCCAAGCGAAGGAGGAGACGAUCUGCAUCCACUCUCAACAAUGGUCAGACUGUGACAGCGUACGUGUAUGCGUACAGCAGUGACCUUGACCUGUCAAAUGCAGAGGCGGAUGCGAACUUCCUCUCGGCCGAACAGAUGCUGCUCAUGUUCCAAGCAGCAGGAGACGGAACACCAGUGAAUGGACUCAGAGAUCAAGAUGUGUUUGCGAACUACCCAGUGCUCUCGGUGGAAGGGUACCCGAAAGAUGCGGUGAAGUUUGCGGAUGAGACACCCAACCGGUGGAUCAUCGCCAUUGCCAUCAUCACCAUUCUCCUCAUCCUCGCCAUCAUCGCACUCUACCUCUACUUCUCCCUCAGAAACAAGGACGGCGUAGGUCUGACACUUGUGAAGCCCACUUACACCUCAGUGCUCGACGGCACCCGAGGAGGGGGAGGGGGAGGAGCAGUGGUUGCCUCUAGGGAGACUAGGCCAACCUACAGGAGGGAGAGAUCGAGGGGUGAUGAUGUGAGGAAGAGAGUGGCUGCAUUUAACCAGGCCAAGAGACAGACCCCGGCAGUUGCCCCCACCCCAGCAGCAGCUGCGAAGCCAGACGUGUCCAGACUGCAACAGAAGUCAGUUGCUCCAGUGAUAGCAGCUGUUCCAGUGGGGAAGCCGUCGGUGGUCGAGAAUAAGGACAGAGGAGAGAGGGAGAGAAAGAAGUCGGGCGGCAAUUUAAAUCUGGAGGACGACAAACCGGAUGGGCAGCAGGCGGUAGCCCCUGUAUUCAUCACUAAUCCACUGUUGGUGAAAGAGAAACCAGAGGCGAGCAAUGAGCUGGAUGACUUCAACGGCAUGGCCCAGGAUCCAGCGACUGGGCGAUUCUACGCGUACAACAACAAGACAGGAAAGAGGAGGUGGCUGCGCACGAAAGAGAUUGACGUGAUGAAGGCCAAACUGAACUAAUAAAUAAAAAAAACUUAUCGACGACAUACCACACGACACGCCUCAAGAAACAGCUUCGAAAUUAAACAACUGAAGUGUGUACACAAUUACUGGAACAUUGAAACCAAUAUGGAAAACUAACAGACGUAAACGAAUAGGAAAUUAACCUAAUCGAGCUACUUGCCAUAAUUCACAAGAAUUAGUUAGAAGAAAUGUACAUAUGAAUGGAACCAUAGACUGAUUGUUAUACGUCGCAUAGUUGCUGGAACUGAAAAUCAAAACUCCAGAUAUAUGCGAAAAAAUGUAAAUAAAGUAUACACAUAACUUUUGCAGAGCCACACAUACUCGGGUCAAGGUGCUCACUUCAUUUUUUG